UUGUCCGCCGUGGCUUGCUGUAGUUCUGCGGUCGCUGACCCGCGUUUCGUUCGCAGAAGUCGCCGCUUUGUUUACUCUUAUAGCGGUCUGUUAUGUUUUCAUAUAUUAAACCCGCCCGCCUGCGGAUUGUAAAGUAAAGGAGAGUUCAACACCGCGCUGUCCUCCACGAGAUGUCCGCUGUUGUGGGAGAGAGGGGCCGCACUCCAAUCAAAGAGGAGCCGCUGGAGCCUCAACUGGGACACGUGGAGGGGGAGCCCCAAAUCAAACAGGACCUCAUCGCGCGGGACAGGACUGAACUGGGCUGGAUUCACAUCAAAGAGGAGGAUGUGAAGAGAGAGGGAGGAGAGGAGGGAGGAGAGGGAGAGAGAGAGGGAGGAGAGGAGGCUGUGUUUGAACACGCAGACCACAGGACUGAACUGAGCUGGACUCACAUCAAAGAGGAGGAUGUGAAGAGAGAGGGAGGAGAGGGAGAGGGAGAUGAGGAGGGAGGAGAGGGAGAGGAGGAUGUAGAGGGACAGGGACCGGGAGAGGAGGAUGUAGAGGGAGGAGAGGAGGGAGGAGAGGGAGAGGAGGAUGUAGAGGGAGGAGAGGACGGAGGAGAGGGAGAGGAGGAUGUAGUGGGACUGGGACCGGGAGAGGAAGAUGUAGAGGGACAGGGACCGGGAGAGCAGGUCACCGCAGUCCCCCCCAGGCCCCUCCACCGCUGCCCGGACUGUGGCAAGUCGUUCAGCCGGCGGUACACGGUGACGGUGCACCGGCGCAGCCACAGCGGGGAGCGCCCGUACCAGUGCAGCGACUGCGGGAAGAGCUUCACCCAGCGGCGCAUCCUGAACACACACCGGCUCACCCACACCGGAGACAAGCCCUACCCCUGCCCCCAGUGCGGCAAGCGCUUCCGCGGCUCGGGGGGCCCUGCGCUACCACCGGCAUGCCCACGCCCGGGAGCCGCACCACUGCGGGCCCUGCGGGCCACCUUCUACCAGCUGGGGCAGCUGCGGGAGCACGAGGGGGCGAGCCACGCCGGCCAGCAGAGCUGCUACCUGUGCAGCGAGUGCGGAGACAGCUUCUACAGGCUGGGGCACCUGAGCCAGCACCAGAGAAUCCACAGUGCUGAGAGAGUGCCGGUGGGGGCGGGGCGGGGGGCGGGGCUCAAGCCCUAUCGCUGUGCAGACUGUGGGAAGGGCUUCAAGCUGCAGGAUGAUCUGCGGAUGCACAGGCAGAUCCAUGAGUCUCGGGCGUAG
This is a messenger RNA of Acipenser ruthenus (sterlet), 1241 nucleotides long. RefSeq names its product zinc finger and SCAN domain-containing protein 2-like. The coding region runs from base 171 to 1241 and encodes 356 amino acids. NCBI's taxonomy places the organism in Eukaryota, Metazoa, Chordata, Actinopteri, Acipenseriformes, Acipenseridae. Gene Ontology annotation, biological process: regulation of transcription by RNA polymerase II. The transcript is spliced from 2 exons. The record is from RefSeq and is a predicted model, not a curated record. Gene Ontology annotation, molecular function: RNA polymerase II cis-regulatory region sequence-specific DNA binding; DNA-binding transcription factor activity.